AGCAGCAGAGCAGCAGCAUGAAGCUGUAUUUCUGUGGGAGCGUGCGCGGAGGAAGAGACGACGUGCACGUGUACCAGAGGAUCGUGCACGCGCUGCAGAGAUACGGGAGCGUGCUGAGCGAGCACGUGAGCUACAGCGAGGUCACAGAGAGAGGAGAGGUCGCCACGGCAACAGGAGAACAAUUCAUUCAUGACCGAGACGUGGACUGGCUCCGACAGAGUGAUGUGGUGGUUGCCGAGGUAACUCAGCCGUCUCUGGGCGUCGGCUAUGAACUUGGUCGGGCCGUUGCCAUGGAGAAGAAGAUCUUCUGUCUGUUCAGACCGGCGUCAGGACGCAGUCUGUCGGCGAUGAUUCGCGGCGCAGACAACGCCGAUCUCUUCGUGGUUAAAGAUUACAGCGAAGACGACGUGGAGAACGUUCUGGAAGAGUUCUUCAACAACCUGAAGAGAACCUGAACAACGU
This is a messenger RNA of Anoplopoma fimbria (sablefish), 462 nucleotides long. It is a transcript of the gene dnph1, whose product is annotated as 2'-deoxynucleoside 5'-phosphate N-hydrolase 1. NCBI's taxonomy places the organism in Eukaryota, Metazoa, Chordata, Actinopteri, Perciformes, Anoplopomatidae. The transcript has 4 exons. Bases 18 to 455 code for a protein of 145 amino acids. Gene Ontology annotation, cellular component: nucleus. The record is from RefSeq and is a predicted model, not a curated record. Gene Ontology annotation, biological process: deoxyribonucleoside monophosphate catabolic process. Gene Ontology annotation, molecular function: 5-hydroxymethyl-dUMP N-hydrolase activity.